ACCUUUAUUGUUUAUUUGAAUUAUUAUUAGUAGUAUUAGCAUGUUGUAGCUAUUUAAGUUCGUACAUUGUGGUUAAUCUCUCUUAUUUUGAAGGCUGCAACAGGAAGCGUUACCUUUCUACGUUUGUAGAGCUUGACGAUCUUUCCAUAUACCCCGUGCUUUCCAAAACAACAUAAACUGGGGGAAACAUGGCGAGCGGAGAGGAGGCCAGAGCACGGCCCUCGGCCACCUCCUCUUCGGUCGGACUGGAGGCACUCUUCCCCGCCGAGACCUCGGAGCAGGCCGGCGGCGACGGCAACCCGGAGCUCGUCCGCCUGCGGGAGCGUCUUCAGGGCUGGCUAUCGCAGUACGAGUCCCUGCUGCUGUGGGUGCAGCGGCUGCUGGUGUGGGAGAGGCCGCUGCACAGCAUCUCCGCCGCCUUGACUCUCAACACGUUAUUCUGGCUCCUGUCCUCCACCUCCCUGCGGCCUCUCUUCUUGCUGAGUGUCUCCCUGCUGGGACUGAUGCUGCUGGAGAGAUGGAAGCCCAAGUUGCCCGUCGUUGCUGGUAAUGUUCAACAUGCAGAGUCUCACCCUGUGCAAAGUGACACAAUGAGUGUGGAGCAGCGUCUGCUCAGUGUCCCUGAACUCAGCCACCACCUGGCAGAGAGCUACCUGACCUGCUGCCUGUACCUGCAGGAGAUGUUGCAAUACAAACGACAGAACCACGGCAAAUUCUGUGCAAUGAUGUGCAGUGGCUGUUUUGUGCUCGCCGUGGUCGGACAUUAUGUACCAGGAAUCAUGAUUUCCUAUAUUAUAGUCUUGAGUGUGCUUUUGUGGCCUCUGGUGGUGUACCAUGAGCUCAUCCAGAGGAUGUACACGGGCCUGGAGCCAAUCCUGAUGAAACUGGACUACAGCAUGAAGGGAGACACCGAGCACCGCAAGCACGACAAGAGGAAAAUGAAGAAAGAGGUGGAGGAGGGUGACGAGCCAAGGGCUGAAACUGAAAGUGAGAGCGAGGAGGAGCUGUCGUGCUUUGCUCCAACGGUGGAUGUGAAAACCACAGCUCUGGCGAUGGCCAUCACAGACUCAGAGCUGUCUGACGAGGAGGCGUCCAUCCUGGAGAGCGGAGGGUUCUCAGUAUCCAGAGCCACCACUCCUCAACUCACCGACAUGUCUGAAGAUCUAGACCAGCAGAGUUUACACAGUGAUCCAGAAGAGUCCUACCUGCGGGAUCUCCCUGAGUUCCCCUCAGUUGAGGAGUUCCCGUCCAUCGAGCACAGCCUGCUUCACUUUCCUUUGCGAAACACCACCCAGGUAGACGGAGCACAAGCCAGUGCACAAUCAGAGGGGGAGCAGUUGAGCCCCACCAGCCUCCUCAUCCAGCACUUGGCGUCACCCCUCCACUUUGUGAACACACACUUCAACGGACAUGGACGUUUACCAGGGGGUGAGGGGGGGGCUGUGCCAGUGCUGGGUGCAGGGCAAGAAGCGGGCCGGUCGAGGGGAGCGAGGGAGCCUGCAGGGAUCCAGGGUGCCCAGCGAUCCUUGGAGGCCUUGAGCGAGGAGAUCGUGAGCACGGCCAUCUCCACUGUGGUGCAGAACACUCUGUCUGCCCUGCUCCGCUCGAGCGACGCCAGCGAGGAGCCCACCCUGGAUGAGUUCCUUCCUACUGAAAAUCCACUGGGCGCUUCGGAAACCUCCAUCCAACCCGCAGGUACCGCUGCUAACACUACAGUUACCACAAUAGGCACGCUGGGGACUGACGAGGACGUGGAUGAGGCCAUCACAACGGAAAGCGGCGCGGGCGAGGAGAUGCCUGACGACACAUUAGUUCCGACUGAGGAAGAGGACUUUGAGCUCCUGGACCAAAGUGAACUGGAGCAGGUUUAUGAGGGACUGGAGCCCAGCUCUGAUAGACAGGUGGUGGGAGGAGCUUUAGACACACCUCCGUCCCCUCAUCAAUCACAAUCAUAGCUUCUCUGUUGCUCCCCCUUUUGUCCAAACCUCCAACUGUUUUGUUUUUAUUUCUGUAUUAGAACGACAUUAUAUCCUUCAUACUUCUAUACACAAAACAUUUAUCAAAGAGUUUGAUGUCUGAUACUGUUGGUUGGUGAUUGUGUGGCAGAUGGUUGAAAUUACUCUACUUUCAAAGCCUCACAUUACUGUUAAGGAAGAGUUGGAAUAUACUAUUAAUAUAUGCUAUAAAUUAUUUAAUUUAAUGGUCCAUUGAUGAAACUUUAUUUUUGAUCUGAGAGGGAGUUUAAAAAGUAAAUGUCGUCCCUUUAGUUGCCCAAUAUUGUUGAAUGUUAAGUGUAUUAAUGCUGACACCACGGACGUCCAAGUUAAAAAUAUAGUAACAAGUUCCCAGAGUUAGACUUUAACAAUAGUAUUAGCCUUCACUUUAUCCUUUCCUCUAAAGGUUACAGCUCUGACAUAAGCAUUCAGUGAUUUAGUGGUCUUUCACUUGUUGCCUGGAUAUGGAAACUUAAUCUCUUGACAUUGUUGGAUGUUAACAGGUAGUAGAUUUUCACCCAUGCACACAAGUGACUUUAAUGUGAGAAACCUUCCCCAGCUUUCCUCUCUGUGAUUUGACAAGUGCAAAGAUACUUUAAUUUCUUACACUCAUAUGUACUGACUUUGAUAACAGGCUUCUCGUGACUUGGACUCGCCCAUUCUGAAAUAUUUGUACAUGUACAGUCAUCACUUGGAUAUGUGUAUUUAGCAAGUAACCCUCCUUGUGCCACGAUGAAAUCCAUGCAUGCCACGAUUCACGCAUGUAUUUACCGUGAUCAGGAAAGACGUGUUACUUUUCCUACUUUCCGAGAGACGUGUUUAAUUGUUCAACAUCUGGCUGCUGCUGAUGUUGAUGAAGUGACCCUUCAUGACACUGUGUGCGUCAGGGUUUUUGCUUUUGUAAGUCAGCCACUCAGCCUCCAGAACUCAGGGUUGGGUUGUACAAAUCAAAAUAACAUUGCAGAAUAUGUGUCCAUUUCCUGACCUGUUGUAGUGCACUGCAUUUGUACUAACCUAUUUUUUUUCUCUCCAGUUAAUGCCUCCUUGUGUAUAGUCUAGAAAUGUUAAACAGGACCGUGUACAUUCUGCAUGUUAGAAAAAAUGGACAAAAAAAACAACAGCACUCGGUUUCUCCUUGUCAAAUGACAAAGUACUGCACAAUUUAUGAAGAAAAAGAUUGAAUGAGGUUAAGGAGCCCAUUCAAUUGCGUAUUGUUUAAUAUUUAAUCACUAGGAUGAAUAAAAGUUUUGUUGUUUCUUCAUUUUUAAGAUACUUCCCAGCUGUAAAUGGAAAAUGUGUGGCCAGCAAUGUCGAGCAUAUUAACAGACUAGUUUGUGUAUGGUAAUAGUGUGUUUUAUGCUUAAAAUAUAGCUACAUGGACUAUAUAUAUAUAUAAAACAAUUACUGAACUGUCCAAUUUUAAAAAAGGAAUAUAUUUUCUAAUUUCUUCUUUUUCCAUAAAGAGCUCAGUUUGAUCUUUUACAUCUAACAAAACUCUGUAACAUCUACGGACAACUUUGACAAAGCGGGAAAGAUUUGUCAUCUAACCAUCAAAGUAUCGUUGCAAUUCCAAAUGUGAACGUGAGAGAAUAAAAGAAAAAACUGAAACAAA
This is a messenger RNA of Betta splendens (Siamese fighting fish), 3606 nucleotides long. It is a transcript of the gene retreg2, whose product is annotated as reticulophagy regulator family member 2. Bases 189 to 1955 code for a protein of 588 amino acids. The record is from RefSeq and is a predicted model, not a curated record. NCBI's taxonomy places the organism in Eukaryota, Metazoa, Chordata, Actinopteri, Anabantiformes, Osphronemidae. The transcript is spliced from 9 exons.